AUGCUUCAAUUAAGUGGUUUUUUAAAUUGUUCUAAUGGUGAAAAUUUAUCAUCUAAUCAUCAUAUAAAUUUAUAUGAAGUUUCACGAUAUAAUCAUAAUUACAAAAUAGGAAAUUCAAAGUUAUUUUCAAAUAAAUCAUUUUUAUUAAAAGCAAAUAUAGAGUUGGAGACAGAUUAUUUUUUUCAAAUAAAAAGUAAAUGUGGUUUACCAAAUAAUUCAUCAUGCCACCGAGUAACAAAAUAUGAAUUUGAUUUUUUAUAUCAUUAUGAAAUUAUUCCUAUAACAAAUAAGAUAUUUUUUGGUACCAUUUUUUUAGAUGAAUAUUAUGAUGGAAGUUUUAUAAUAUGUGAUGAUGACAAUGAAUUUCCAGGAUUUUAUAUACCAGACUCUUUAGAAUAUUUAAUGCACAUUUUAAGAAAUUAA
Messenger RNA from Strongyloides ratti, 423 nucleotides. RefSeq lists its product as hypothetical. The transcript has 2 exons. The record is from RefSeq and is a predicted model, not a curated record. NCBI's taxonomy places the organism in Eukaryota, Metazoa, Nematoda, Chromadorea, Rhabditida, Strongyloididae. Bases 1 to 423 code for a protein of 140 amino acids.